Messenger RNA from Scomber japonicus (chub mackerel), 805 nucleotides. RefSeq names its product peroxiredoxin-6-like. Gene Ontology annotation, cellular component: mitochondrion; cytosol. Gene Ontology annotation, biological process: cellular oxidant detoxification; cell redox homeostasis. NCBI's taxonomy places the organism in Eukaryota, Metazoa, Chordata, Actinopteri, Scombriformes, Scombridae. Gene Ontology annotation, molecular function: peroxiredoxin activity. The transcript has 5 exons. The record is from RefSeq and is a predicted model, not a curated record. Bases 13 to 732 code for a protein of 239 amino acids.
ACCACGCUGAAGAUGCCGGGACUGCUGCUCGGAGACAUAUUACCCGAUUUCGAAGCAGAGACCACCAAUGGCACAAUUAAACUUCACGAAUUUCUCGGCGAUUCGUGGGGAGUCCUGUUCUCCCACCCUAGAGACUACACCCCGGUGUGCACCACGGAGCUGGGCCGAGCUGCCAGGCUCAGCAGCGAGUUCAGCAAACGCGGUGUCAAGAUGAUCGCCCUGUCCAUCGACUGCCUGGAGGAUCAUCACGGCUGGACCAAGGACAUCCUGGCAUACAACUGUGAGGAGGAGUCUGCUGGCUCCUCGCUGCCCUUUCCCAUCAUAGCGGACAGUAAACGGGAGCUGGCAGUGGCCCUGGGCAUGCUGGACCCUGUUGAGAAGGAUGAAAAUGGCAUGCCUCUCACUGCCCGCUGUGUGUUCAUCAUCGGCCCUGACAAACGGUUGAAACUGUCGAUCCUCUAUCCGGCCACCACAGGACGCAACUUUGAUGAGAUCUUGAGAGUGGUGGACUCGCUCCAGAUCACAGCGGGGAGACGAGUGGCCACACCUGCCGACUGGAGGCCUGGAGAGUGUGUGAUGGUCCCUCCCAGCAUGACUGAAGAGGAAGCAGCCAACUUGUUCCCGGAUGGCGUUUACACCAAAGACCUGCCCUCUGGCAAAAAAUACCUGCGCUACACACCCGACCCAGAGGCAGAGACGACGCUCACUUCUGUUAUACAGACUGCACUUUAAUCCAGCAGUCCUCCUGGUGUCCUCCUUUACUACCAGGUAGAUAAAACAGUCAGCGGGCAUCCCAGCUGUGAAU